This is a messenger RNA of Mytilus trossulus (common blue mussel), 3677 nucleotides long. Its product is annotated as melatonin receptor type 1A-like. The transcript is spliced from 4 exons. Bases 49 to 1209 code for a protein of 386 amino acids. Gene Ontology annotation, cellular component: plasma membrane. NCBI's taxonomy places the organism in Eukaryota, Metazoa, Mollusca, Bivalvia, Mytilida, Mytilidae. The record is from RefSeq and is a predicted model, not a curated record. Gene Ontology annotation, molecular function: G protein-coupled photoreceptor activity. Gene Ontology annotation, biological process: phototransduction; cellular response to light stimulus; G protein-coupled receptor signaling pathway.
CCAUAGCUGAAGAAAUAUUAGAUCAAAUACAUACAGAAUAGACUAGAGAUGGAUCUUGAGAGUAUAUUUGAUGUUAUUCUAAGAAAACAUCAGAAAAACAACCAUUUGAAUAGCACCGAUGGAAGUGAAAUAUUGUACACAAACUUUUUACAAGAAGAUUUUGUAAUAUCAUCAGUUUCCUUGGUUAUUAUAUGUGUUGGGAUCAGUAUAGGAAUUGUUGGUAAUAUCUUGAUAAUAGGUGGCGUGACCGUGUAUAGAAGACUUCGUACAACUGGUAAUGUGUUCAUUGUGAAUUUGGCUGUGGCAGAUUUAGUAGUAGUGACUAUUGUUCAACCGUUCAAUGUAAUAGGAAUCAUCCUUGGACCUGAAUUUUUCCACGGGAAGCUUGAAGCACUGUGCCAUAUGGUCGCGACAGUGUGUGUAAUGAGUUGUGCAGGUUCCAUGAUAACACUUGCAUCAGUCGCUCUAAAUCGAUACAUUUUCGUGUGUAAAAAUAUCAAGUAUCAUUCCUUUUAUUCGAAGAAAAAGAUUGCAGUAUACAUUGUUUUCAUAUGGUUGUUGGUGAGUAUGAUUGAUUUACCCAACUACCUCAGAUGGGGCGGUCAUACGUUCGACUAUAAGACAAUGAGCUGCGUCUUUGAUAGAAACUUUCUACCAUAUACUAUGUUUCUCAGCACCCUGAUUUAUUGGAUUCCUCUAUCUCUUGUUUUUUACUGCUACGUUUCGAUCUAUCUAUACGUUCGGAGGCAUCGAAAGGCGUUUCAAAAACAAAUGACCAAAUGCGAAUCGAUUAAUGAAGAUAUUAUUUUAGCCAGGCAUCAGCAGGACAUUCGAAUGAUACGGACAUUUGUACUGGUAGUUAUUAUUUUCAUACUGUGCUGGGUUCCUUACUUCGUCCUCGUUCUUUUCGAUAGAGAUGAAAACGUAUCCAAAGCCGUCUAUGCUUUCUCACUUGGUGUUGGUCACUGCAACAGUUCCGUGAACAGUAUACUAUAUGGGGCAACCAAUAAAAGAUUCCGCAAAGGUUAUAAGAUGUUCGUUGUCAACUACUGUUGUAUGUGCUUCAACAAGAAAACGUCAAAAGAAACAGAGAAAAAUUUGUGGUAUAUCAGCAAAUCAAGUUCAAUUUACGAUGAAGACAAACCAGCCACACAGGCUUCCACUUUGUCAAGUCAGGAGAUUCCAAUACAGGAAAGGCAAGGGAUUUAACAAAAAACAAAAAAUACACCGAAGAAAACAGAACUUGAAUUUUGAUAUUGUGGAUAUAUAAUUGAUGUUUAAUUUUUGUUUGUACAUAAUGUGUUUAUAAUUUCUGUACAUGUCCUGCUUGUGCUUUUAUAUAUGUCAAUCGUUUUAAUCAAGGGAUUGACACACGGAUAUUUGAAAAAUGAGAAUAAACGGAUAUCACAACUAUUAGAAAUAUUGUUGAAUACGAUUGAUAAUGUAUUAAAUGCGUGCGCUAUUUGAUAAUUUUGCACAUACUUUUAUGUUUAAGUUAUGCGUAUUACUGUUUACACAUAUUUGUUUUAAGUUGUGUGAUUAUUUAACGUCACUUUGCCUGCUGUUUGUUGGCUUGUCAUUGUUAUUUAAUAAAUUCUCCAACGGGUUUUAUGACCUCUUAAUAGUUACAUGAACCAUUACCUGACAAAAGAAUUAGAAACUUUAAUUCCUGAAAUUAGAAAUAUUGUAGUUAUUGAUUAGUUUUUACUUCUAAAUACUUGGAACGAUUUAGAUGUCAAGUAGUCUUUGUCAUUUUAUUAUACCUCAGGUACUAUUUUGUAUAUGAAUAAAGGCAACAGUAGUAUACCGUUGUUCAAAUUUCAUAUAUCGAUUGAGAAAAAAAAAAUCCAGGUUACAAACUAAAAUUGAGGGAAACGCAUCAAAUAUAAGAGAACUACGACACAAUAGAGACACAACACCGAAAUGUAACACACACAGAAACAAAUCAAGUUGAAAUAAGUACACUAUAUUUUCAUUUCAAUUUGUAAGUGCUGAACUAUUGCACCGGUCAAUAGUUUCCAACUUUUGGACUUUGAUGGAACGAUUUGACUGCAAACUUCAUUAUAUUUCGCGGAAUUGUUCAUGUAGCUCCGGGAUUGGAGGAAUUUGAAAAUACCACUUUAGAAACGACAUUUACCUUCUGUAUUUAGGGAUGACGUCAGUGCAGGAUGUAGCCUUAGCAUUUUAGAAUAUUUAUAAAGUAAACGUUAAACAGUAUGACUGGGGUUCUGCUUUUAAUAUUACGAUAGUUGAUUUAUCCCCAUCAUUUAUUGUCUGUAGUCUUAUUCGAUAUAAUAAAACACUUACUAACUGGGUAUGAGUGGAAUAGCAAGUUUAUCAUCUCCUCGGAUACAAUUAUUGGCCUCGGCUACGCCUCACGGCAAUAGUUGCACCUCAGGGACAAUAAACUUAUUAUUCCCUCAUACACAGUCAAUAAGUAUACAAUGGUGUUGCCACAUUGAUUAAUAGAGGGAAAUUGACCCAUUAAAUACUUUAAUCAAACUUUCUAAUGAUUAAAAGAACAAAAUGAGGUUUUGAUAAGAAUGGCUAAAGUGGAUUUAAAUAUGAGUUUUUGAAAUGUUUACCUCUAACUAACCCAAAAAAAUUGUAAAUGGACGAAUACAGACUAGUCCGCUUUAAAUUUGUGACUGCAUCUUGGUUUUAACUUUACAACGAAAAAAUGACGUAUUUUGUGAUUUUCAACAUACCAAAAGAUGACAUUAGUGUUUGAAAAAAAACCCAGCCAUUAUCUUGUAUUAAUUUCUUUCAAAGAACGUAGGUAGGCGUAAUACUCUGUUGAAUAUAAUACUUAUAGACAUAAUUUCUGUGUUAUUUGGUGUCUUGUGAAGAGUUGUCUCAAUCGUAUCGCAUCUUCUUUUUUAUAUAUACAAUACGGCAACUUAACUGGUUGUUUACUGAAGUAGCAUUUGUGAUUUAACAUAUAACUGAUUCACCUGUUUGACAACAAAAGACAAAACCUCAAAUUAUAAAUCUCAUUAACAAUAUGUAUGUAACUUGAUGUAUCGGUUUCUUUUACAAAUACAGAUUACACAUUCUACUUAUUUUGUUUUAUUCUGAUUGACUUUAAAAACGCAGCAUCCAUUUUGUUGAUUUUUUUUUUUUACAAAAUCACGACUGAUUCUCAUACAAGUGACUCAAAUAAUGGUAAUAGUCAUGGUAAUAAACUAAGAACAUAUCGCAAAGUUAAAAAUAAUUUUGAAUUAGAAAAAUACCUUCUACUGGACCUUAACAAAAGUGUUAUUUCCAAAAUGGUAAAAAUCAGAAUUAGUAAUAGUAAAUUACUAAUAGAAGUUGGUAGAUAUAUAUAUACUAGAACACCUUUAGAACAGAGAAUUUGUCCAAUUUGUAAGGAUGGAAUUGAAGAUGAGUUCCAUUUCCUCAUUCAAUGUAAAGCGCUAGAAAUUAAUAGAAAUGUACUCUUUUGUAAUUUAAGUGAUAUAGUUCCAUCUUUUGCUAGUAUGUGUGAACAAGAUAAGUUUAGUUUCAUUUUGAAAAGUAAUGAUACAGACAUUAGUACUGUAAGUGUAGCUGGAAUAAGCGAUAUGUAUGAUUUGAACAUUCAUUUAAAGCAAACAUAAUGUUGUUAAGAACUUUUAUAGUAUUAAAGCUAAUUGUUAAUGGCUUGAAUUAAUAAUUUUGCAUGAAUAACACCUCCA